AGUGACGAACUGUCAUGGAAGCCCCCACGCGUAAAUCGAAACAGCAGCUUCAGUGACUGGAUCAUUUUAAAUCGUUUUGUUCUGUUGUUGUAGUUAAAAAUGAAGUUUCUGCUCCAUCUGGGCCGCUCGUUCGGCCGCCUUCACGUCCGCUUGUGUCACCAGAGUGUUUACAGCAGCCACGCAAAUCCACGCAGAGUGGGAGUGGACCUUGGAGAGAAGAAGCUUGAAAUCUCCUCAGGGAAGUUUGCCAGAUUUGCUGAUGGAUCUGCUGUAGUACAGCUGGGAGACACCUCUGUGAUGGUGACAGCUGUGAGCAAAACCAAACCUUCUCCAUCUCAGUUCAUGCCACUUGUGGUGGACUACAGACAGAAAGCAGCUGCCGCAGGUCGAAUCCCCACCAACUAUCUGAGACGAGAGCUGGGAACCACCGACAAUGAGAUCCUCACCAGCAGACUCAUUGAUCGGUCGAUUAGACCACUUUUCCCCGCUGGUUACUUUUAUGACACUCAGAUCCUUUGUAACCUGCUAGCAGUUGAUGGUGUCAAUGAUCCAGAUGUGCUGGCUAUUAAUGCAGCUUCUGCUGCUCUGGCUCUGUCUGACAUCCCGUGGCAUGGACCCGUAGGCGCUGUGCGGGUUGGAAUGGUAAAUGGAGAGCUGCUGGUGAACCCCACUAGAGCAGAAAUGGCCUCCAGCACUCUUAACCUGAUUGUGACUGGAGCUCCCAGCAGUCAUGUGGUGAUGAUUGAGGCGUCGGCUGAGAACGUUCUGCAGCAGGACUUCUGCCAUGCGGUGAAGGUGGGAGUCAAACACACUCAGCAGAUCAUCCUGGCCAUCCAGCAGCUGAUGCGAGAGCAGAAGGUCACCAAGCGAACCCCGGUCAAGAUGUUCUCGGCCCCACAUGAUAUGGUGGAGCACGUUCGCAAAUUAGCUUCUGACAGGAUUUAUGCCGUUUUCACUGAUUACACUCAUGACAAGAUUUCAAGAGAUGAAGCCAUCAACAAAAUUCGACUAGAAACUGAAGAAAGCCUUAAAGAAGAAUUCCCUCAGGCUGAGCCCUUUGAAGUCAUUGAAUCCUUCAACACUGUGAGCAAAGAAAUCUUCCGCAAUUUAGUGCUGAACGAGUACAGGAGGUGCGAUGGGAGGGAGUUGACGGCUUUAAGGAGCAUUUCCUGCGACACAGACCUCUUUAAGCCACUCCACGGCUCGGCUCUGUUUCAGAGAGGACAAACACAGGUGCUGUGUAGCGUCACAUUUGAUUCCCUGGAGUCCAGCGUCAAAGCAGACAUUAUCACUACAGCUCUGAGUGGCAUCAAAGACAAAAACUUCAUGCUUCACUAUGAAUUUCCUCCAUAUGCAACCAAUGAGAUUGGAAAGAUCGGAGGCCUCAACAGGAGAGAGCUGGGACACGGCGCUCUGGCUGAGAAGUCUCUGAGGCCAGUCAUCCCUAAAGACUUUCCUUUCACCAUCAGAGUCACCGCUGAGGUGCUGGAGUCAAACGGAUCGUCCUCUAUGGCUUCAGCUUGUGGAGGCAGCCUUGCUCUGAUGGAUGCAGGCGUGCCCAUUUCCUCUGCAGUGGCCGGCGUCGCCAUCGGCCUCAUCUCCAAGGCAAAUCCAGAGAAACCUGCCGAGAUGGAAGACUACAGAUUACUAACAGACAUUCUGGGGAUAGAGGAUUACCUCGGAGACAUGGACUUCAAAAUGGCGGGAACGAAUAAGGGUGUCACUGCUUUACAGGCUGAUGUGAAGAUUCCAGGGUUGCCUCUCAAAGUGGUCAUGGAGGCGAUCCAACAGGCCACAGUGGCAAAGAGGGAAAUCUUGGGCAUCAUGAACAAAUGUAUAAUGAAACCCAGAGAGAGCAGGAAAGAGAACGGGCCUGUUGUUGAAAACGUGCGGGUGCCUGUCUCCAGACGAGCUCGAUUUGUUGGUCCAGGAGGUUAUAAUCUUCGCAGGCUUCAGGCUCAAACAGGUGUGACGAUAAGUCAGGUGGACGAGGAGACUUUUUCUGUCUUCGCUCCGACACCAGGAGCCAUGCACGAAGCCCAAGACUUCAUCAGUGAGAUCUGCAAAGAUGACCAAGAGCAGCAGCUGGAGUUUGGUGCCAUCUACACUGCCAUCAUCACAGAAAUAAGGGACAUCGGUGUGAUGGUGAAACUUUAUCCCAACAUGAGUGCCGUCCUGCUGCACAAUUCACAGCUGGACCACAAAAGAAUCAAACAUCCAAGUGCUUUAGGGUUAGAGGUGGGACAGGAGAUCCAGGUUAAGUACUUUGGUCGGGACCCAACAGAUGGCAGAAUGCGGCUUUCGCGGAAAGUUCUCCAAUCUCCUGCUGCAACUGUCGUCAAGACGCUAAGUGAGAAACAAAGCAUCUCCAUGGGUUCAAGCAGCAACCACACGAUGGGCACCGAGUCAUGACACGACAGCCCGACUUCUGGGUUUUCUGCCAAAGCGGACUGAAUGAAACGGAUUAGAUUUUUCUACUAAAACGAGAGUGCUGUUGAGAAAUGUACAUACACCCAGAGAGUCAGAUCCUGUCAAGAACUGCAAAAGAGCUGCACAUAAAAAAAAGCUGCUCAGCUGGACGUGACAGAGAUGCAGACAGCUGAUUGUUGUGCCUCAGAAAAUGGCGGAUAGUAACGAAAAGGAGGCAAACAUUUCCAAAAACUAUAGAUUUGUUGUACGUUGUUUUGUUUUAUGGUGCAUCAAGCAGUUACAGGACAUUUCCUUUUUUAGUUACCUUCAUCAGAAGCACAACCACGGUUCUCUUAUUCAUGUGAGUGAUAAAGCUGCCUCUUCUCGCGCUGUACUUCCUUAUUUGUUAUUUUCUGUAGCAGUGUGUCCCGUAAAGUCAAAGAGAGAACUGCGAGGAGCACACAAGAGAAGUGUUAUUUUCUUAUUCCCUUUAUGUUGGCACAUUUCUUGUAAAUGUGAAUCAUCAAAUACCAAUUGCUUUGUUCUGUAAAAUUCACCAACGUUUCCAGGAAGAAAAACUGACGCACAUAAAGUACAAAAUAUUCUAAUGUCAGAUCUUCUACAAAAAGGCCAACUAACAUAGUCAUAGGUGUAAAUCACUACAAGUCAUAUUUAAAGUAAAAUCAGGGUUUGUAAAACACAGGUCACAGAAGAGGAUCAAGAAAAAGGAAAUACAGUUAUAAAGUUAAUAACGCACUUAUUGCAAAACAAUAAAAUGAAACUUGCAUUAAA
Molecule: messenger RNA, 3201 nt
Organism: Acanthochromis polyacanthus (spiny chromis)
Lineage: Eukaryota; Metazoa; Chordata; Actinopteri; Pomacentridae
Product: polyribonucleotide nucleotidyltransferase 1, mitochondrial
Exons: 28
Coding region: 100-2412 (770 amino acids)
Biological process (GO): mitochondrial mRNA catabolic process; mitochondrial RNA 3'-end processing
Cellular component (GO): cytosol; mitochondrion
Molecular function (GO): 3'-5'-RNA exonuclease activity; polyribonucleotide nucleotidyltransferase activity; RNA binding
Source: RefSeq, a predicted model, not a curated record